This is a messenger RNA of Opisthorchis viverrini, 1877 nucleotides long. RefSeq lists its product as hypothetical. Lineage: Eukaryota; Metazoa; Platyhelminthes; Trematoda; Opisthorchiida; Opisthorchiidae. The transcript is spliced from 6 exons. The coding region runs from base 72 to 1793 and encodes 573 amino acids. The record is from RefSeq and is a predicted model, not a curated record.
UCCUCCACAAAUGGCUGCCAUUUUUGCUUUCACCCUAGCUAAGUAUUGGAAGGCCACUCAAAGGAUCUAAAAUGCGGCCUCAAGGUUUGAGAGAGGAGGAUCCAGAUAGGCGUCUUAUCAAACCGAUACCCAAGAAGCGGAAUUCCUUCGACGAGUUGGAUCUCCCCUUCGCUCCCUUCCCUGAAUAUAUUUCAGACGUUAGUUCCGCUCGAUUCCGUGGAUCUUCUGGACAUUCUAUCAGAGCGAAUACGAUCUCGGGCAAUGCCAAGCAGAGCCCCUUGGCGUCGUGGGGAAUCGGUUCAACAGCUAUGCAUCUAGCGACUCAACCGCUAGUAAGAGACAGUAGAACCGCGGAUUAUAUUGUGCUCUACGAAACGGACUCAAAAUCAGAGGAGCCUCCCGCUUGUGCUAAGCCGCCAUCGGCCUUUCGUGCACUUCCGCUUCGAUUUGGUCUCUCAACCUCUCCUCCCGUCAGUACAUCAAUGUGUUCCAGACCUCCGGCUAACGCCCCUCUGGAGGUCCCACCUCCGCUGCCUCCGAAGCCGACACACUUAUUUAGACAACCUUCUACAAAAACGGAGGCUCCUCAAACUUUGGAGGAUGAAGAGGUUUCCAAGUUUAUGGUCCCAACUGAAAACCAGCAAGGCGCACUGGUGCAGGUGACAUCGAAUCCCAUGAAAUCAAGCACAUCCAGACGCCCACCUCCUCCGCCAUACUACGUGAAUCUGUUCGGUUCGGAAAGUAAAACUGGACAUCCAGAUAAAUGUGUUGAUAAUAGAGAACAAAUGAAUCGUCCUGUGCCGGCUUCUGCGUUGAACUUUGGUGCAUCUUUGGGGAAUAUGACGGAAGUCGACAGGUGGACUAAAGAGGCUGCCUCAUCAGGCACACAGCGUUCCCAGCCAUCCAGAAGAUUUGUACCUCCGUCCAAAGUGUGCCCAAUCAAUCUAACGGAACACUUGGAACAAGCCGGGUACCCACUGGAACAGCUUUGUUUGGACAGCGACAUUGUGAGCGAUACGGGAAUAGCGAAGACUAACCAACAGUCCAUCUGCUUCAACGCACUUUUCAAUCGUUGGUUUCGUAUCGGAUCUCAUCGAUUCUUGCGUGAUAAACACAGAGCAAAGAGUCUGGAUGAACAGAACCCGAAAUUAUCGUACAACUUGGAUCCCAACCGGUUGGCGAUGGAGACAGAUUUCCGAGUUCGGCUCACACGUACCCGAUGUGGGGGUCACAUAUGGAUUGGGAAUUCAACGCAACAGCAAAAACCUGUUUACCUGCGCCCGCGAGGAUGGCAUUCACUGCGUUCCACCUUGGACCCUGAAAACUCCAUAUCCCAAAAUCUUGGCCGAUGCUCACCUGCGGUUGGACGUAAACGACAGAAUCAACAAAACUGGAGGCAACGGUGGCUUGUCUGUGAUUUUGGCUAUCGCAUUCUUGGCGUGUAUGACGAACAAAACGAGGCCAAACAAAGAGACUGCAUUCCUUUUGCCUCCAUGAAGGCAAUCCACUGCGGAAUGAAUGUGGAUCACAGUCCACCCAGAAACACAUCGCCUACGGUACCAAACUGGGAUGGAGGCGAGAACACAGAUAGUACACCUUUCGAACCCCUCCAUCGGGUUUCAAUCGGAAGUGAAACUCAAGCAGUUGCCAAAGUUCCAGACUUAUUUGAGCAAUGCAUUUUCCAAGUUGAGUGUCCAACCAAAUUGUAUACGAUGCGAACAUCCAACAUGGCGCUUAGGAAUCUAUGGAUCACAGUGCUAGAACUUGCGAAAGAAUACGGUGGCCCUCGAUGAUUCCAUAACGGGUCGGAACAAAAACCCCUUAACUAUAGGGAAUUAUUUUGUAUUUUAAAAUGAAAAAACGCCAUGACAUAUUUU